Messenger RNA from Penicillium pulvis, 715 nucleotides. Its product is annotated as UPF0220 family protein. The coding region runs from base 48 to 569 and encodes 173 amino acids. The record is from RefSeq and is a predicted model, not a curated record. Gene Ontology annotation, biological process: late endosome to vacuole transport via multivesicular body sorting pathway; protein targeting to vacuole. Gene Ontology annotation, cellular component: Vps55/Vps68 complex; fungal-type vacuole membrane. The transcript is spliced from 4 exons. NCBI's taxonomy places the organism in Eukaryota, Fungi, Ascomycota, Eurotiomycetes, Eurotiales, Aspergillaceae.
CCAACCCCAGCUCCAUCAGCAUCAACAUCAACCCGAAAUCACCCAGAAUGGACGUCUCCAGCAACCGACUUUUCCGCUUCACUAAGCCAGAAUGGCUUAACAACGCUGCUGUCCGCAACACAGGCGUCUAUAUCUCCGGCGCACUGUUCGCUGCGGGCUUUUUCUUCCUUAUCGAUGUGGCCUCCUUCUCGCAUAGCCCCCGCAACGGCUCUGAUGUGCAUAUCAAAUUCGUCGACUGGAUCCCUGGUAUUUGCUCGGCGCUGGGUAUGCUGGUUAUCAACUCUAUUGAAAAGUCGAGGUUGCAGGCCGAUAGCUUUAGUUACAGUGGGAGCGGGGUUGCCUGGAAGGCGCGCUUUGUUCUUUUCUUAGGAUUUGCGCUGCUGGCAGGUGGUCUUGCAGGGAGUGUGACGGUCAUGGUUUUGAAGUAUCUUAUUAAGGAUUACCCUAUUCAGACGCUUUACUUUGGUAUUGCCAAUGUGGUAGCGAAUGGGUUGGUCAUGCUGAGCUCUGUCGUUCUUUGGGUUUCACAGAACAUGGAGGAUGACUAUACUUACAACCUCGCUCUGUGAUUUGAUGGACUCGGCCUAUUGGCUUCGCGACUUGGCUCUUUGUACUUUACACGCUGGUAUUAUGAUUUUGCUUGGGUGUUUACGCAUCUCCGGUUGUUGACUGGAGCUUCUUUAGGUAGCAUGAUGGAAUUGGACUAGAUUAUGAC